Molecule: messenger RNA, 3243 nt
Organism: Piliocolobus tephrosceles (Ugandan red Colobus)
Lineage: Eukaryota; Metazoa; Chordata; Mammalia; Primates; Cercopithecidae
Gene: ARPP21
Product: cAMP regulated phosphoprotein 21
Exons: 20
Coding region: 265-2703 (812 amino acids)
Cellular component (GO): cytoplasm
Molecular function (GO): nucleic acid binding
Source: RefSeq, a predicted model, not a curated record
GGAAGACAGAGCAGUGCAUGGUUAUGGAUGCUGGACAAGGAUAUUUGGAAAGGUUGACGAUGUGUCACACUGUGUAAGGGAAUCGCAUGGAGAUGGGCAUUCCGAACUGUUAAUGGGGACAUGGGACUCCAGUUGUCUCUGAUCACUUGUGUGGAUUUUCCUGGCGUAGAACGACAGAAGCCGCUAGUAAGUCGCCAAGACCUACAGCAGGAAUUCUGCACGAAAGGGCAUAAAAUCUUGUUAUUUUAAUUUGCACCUGGGAGAAUGUCUGAGCAAGGAGACCUGAAUCAGGCGAUAGCAGAGGAAGGAGGGACUGAGCAGGAGACGGCUACUCCAGAGAACGGCAUUGUUAAAUCAGAGAGUCUGGAUGAAGAGGAGAAACUGGAACUUCAGAGGCGGCUGGAGGCUCAGAAUCAAGAAAGAAGAAAAUCCAAGUCAGGAGCAGGGAAAGGUAAACUGACUCGCAGUCUUGCUGUCUGUGAGGAAUCUUCUGCCAGACCGGGAGGUGAAAGUCUUCAGGAUCAGGAAUCAAUUCAUUUACAGCUUUCCAGUUUUUCCAGCCUGCAAGAGGAGGAUAAAUCUAGGAAAGAUGACUCUGAAAGAGAAAAAGAAAAGGAUAAAAACAAAGAUAAAACCUCUGAAAAACCCAAGAUCAGAAUGUUAUCAAAAGAUUGCAGCCAAGAAUACACGGAUUCUACAGGCAUAGACUUACACGAGUUUCUGAUUAACACAUUAAAGAAUAAUUCCAGGGACAGGAUGAUACUUUUGAAAAUGGAGCAGGAAAUUAUCGAUUUCAUUGCUGACAACAAUAAUCAUUAUAAAAAGUUCCCUCAGAUGUCAUCAUAUCAGAGGAUGCUUGUCCAUCGAGUGGCAGCUUAUUUUGGAUUGGAUCACAAUGUGGAUCAAACAGGAAAAUCUGUUAUCAUCAACAAGACCAGCAGCACCAGAAUACCAGAGCAAAGGUUUUGUGAACAUUUAAAAGAUGAAAAAGGUGAAGAAUCCCAGAAGCGGUUUAUCUUGAAGCGAGAUAACUCUAGUAUUGAUAAAGAAGACAAUCAGCAAAACAGAAUGCAUCCAUUUAGAGAUGACAGACGAAGUAAAUCAAUUGAAGAGAGAGAAGAGGAAUAUCAGAGAGUGAGGGAGAGAAUAUUUGCACACGAUUCAGUUUGCUCCCAGGAAAGCCUUUUUGUGGAAAACAGUAGGCUCUUGGAAGACAGUAACAUAUGCAAUGAGACCUAUAAGAAAAGACAGCUCUUUCGGGGCAACAGAGAUGGCUCAGGGAGAACAUCCGGGAGUCGACAGAGCAGCUCAGAAAAUGAACUCAAGUGGUCUGACCACCAAAGGGCCUGGAGCAGCACAGACUCCGACAGUUCCAACCGCAAUCUAAAGCCCGCCAUGACCAAGACGGCGAGUUUUGGGGGCAUCACGGUGCUGACCAGGGGUGACAGUACUUCCAGUACCAGGAGUACCGGGAAGCUGUCCAAAGCAGGUUCUGAGUCUUCCAGCAGUGCAGGCUCCUCAGGAUCGCUGUCCCGCACCCAUCCCCCUCUCCAGAGCACACCUCUAGUCUCAGGCGUGGCAGCUGGCUCUCCAGGCUGUGUGCCUUAUCCAGAGAAUGGAAUAGGGGGCCAGGUUGCUCCCAGCAGCACCAGCUACAUCCUCCUUCCACUUGAAGCUGCAACAGGCAUCCCCCCUGGAAGCAUCCUUCUUAAUCCACACACAGGCCAGCCCUUUGUGAAUCCCGAUGGAACUCCUGCAAUAUACAACCCACCCAGCAGUCAGCAGCCCCUGCGAAGCGCCAUGGUGGGGCAGUCUCAGCAGCAGCCGCCACAGCAGCAGCCCUCCCCGCAGCCCCAGCAGCAGGUCCAGCCACCACAGCCACAGAUGGCAGGCCCUCUGGUCACUCAGCGAGACGACGUGGCAACACAGUUUGGCCAGAUGACCUUGAGCCGGCAGUCCUCGGGGGAGACACCUGAACCCCCGUCAGGUCCUGUCUACCCGCCCUCCCUCAUGCCACAGCCGGCCCAGCAGCACAGCUAUGUCAUCGCUUCUACAGGCCAGCAGCUUCCUACGGGAGGAUUUUCAGGCUCUGGCCCUCCCAUCUCCCAGCAGGUCCUCCAGCCGCCUGCCUCACCACAGGGAUUUGUGCAACAGCCUCCACCUGCACAGAUGCCUGUAUAUUAUUAUCCAUCUGGUCAGUACCCUACCUCAACCACGCAACAGUACCGGCCCAUGGCCUCAGUUCAGUACAAUGCUCAGAGGAGUCAGCAGAUGCCACAGGCAGCACAGCAAGCAGGUUACCAGCCAGUCUUGUCUGGUCAACAGGGAUUCCAAGGCCUAAUAGGAGUGCAGCAGCCACCUCAGAGUCAGAACGUGAUGAAUAACCAACAAGGAACGCCGGUGCAAAGCGUGAUGGUUUCCUACCCAACCAUGUCUUCUUAUCAGGUGCCAAUGACCCAGGGUUCUCAAGGACUGCCCCAGCAGUCAUACCAACAGCCAAUCAUGCUACCUAACCAGGCAGGUCAAGGGUCACUCCCAGCCACUGGAAUGCCUGUUUACUGUAAUGUCACACCGCCCACCCCUCAGAACAACCUUAGGCUGAUUGGCCCACACUGCCCCUCCAGCACUGUCCCGGUGAUGUCGGCUAGCUGCAGGACAAACUGUGCAAGUAUGAGCAAUGCCGGUUGGCAGGUCAAAUUCUGAGAGCUCUGGUUGUGGUACAUUUCUUCAGAUAUUUCUCAUGGCCUUUGAUGGAAGAGGAACAAGGUGGGAAAACUGGCUGAGGACUUAAGUAUUCACUCAACACUCAAAUGAUUGCUGCUGGUAUUCUGUAAAAAAAUAAACAAAGACUAAUAUACACGUUAGCUGGUUAAUGGUGCAUAUUUCUGUCAUGUCUGCUAGGUAUGCCUUUAUAGCUUAGCUAGUGACAUGAAUUCAUCAAGGUAAGAUUUUCUCCUACCACUGAAUACCACUGUGUAGAUUAUAAUAUCCCUAAUUUGGAUUAGUUUUGUACUUUGUGUUGAGUUUGUGAUGCUAAAAGUAUUUAAAAAUUAUAUACUAAAUCACAUUGUACCAAAGCUGUAAUGGAAAAGAAAAGAAGAAUUGAUGAAUUGAAGGAAUAAUUUAUAUACAUUAUAGAGUUUUCUUUUUUUAAUGGAUAUAUACUGUAUUGUAGUGUUUAAUCAUAAUAAAACUAUUUGACCUUAUGGAGGAAGGUCAUGUUUUUACCACCAGUUUGGUUCA